Messenger RNA from Tuber aestivum (summer truffle), 1891 nucleotides. NCBI's taxonomy places the organism in Eukaryota, Fungi, Ascomycota, Pezizomycetes, Pezizales, Tuberaceae. The record is from the annotation of a GenBank genome assembly.
AUGGGACAAACACACUCUUCCAAACAGCGCCCCCAAACUUCCGGUUUGCCUGCCCCUCCCAUUUCUCUGGAAUCCAAUUACAGUUUUUAUUAUUACCAAGGCACUUUCACUAACCCGGGCAAUUUGCCCUAACAGCAGAGGAACUCUCUCACUACCUUGCAGAGCGCUUCGCUGACCAGAGCUUCAACGGAGUAGAGCUCUACUCGUUCAAGGACAACUUCCGCACACUAGCGGACGUGCACAAGUCCGGGGCUGGCCGCGGUGGGCUCUUGUAUUGGAGCGAGGACACGCUAGCCAAGUUCCUGGCGAUCCCGGACUGCCUAGAGGUGGGGCCGAUACUGUUCCGCUCGGUGUCGUAUAUCGGGGCGUUCCCGUUUCCGAGUCUCGCCCCAGCUGUGCUGGACUUUGAGGCGCUGGUAAAGGUUGUAGUUAUUCUAACGGGAAGAUAUAAGAGUGUUAUUCGGAGGCGCAGGCCGGAUUCGUUGAGGUUGUUGUUUAGGUCUCUGGCGGUCUAUGAUCGGGGGAUUCAGCACGAGGGAGAGGGUGGUGGUAGGGUGGGGGAGGGAAAGGGGAAGACGAUAGACGUGAGCGUUUCUUUGGGAGAUGGAGGGGACGAGGGGGAUGAGGGAGAUGAGGGGGACGAAGGAGAUGGAACGGGCGAGGAGGAUGAAGAUGACCUGUCACUUGCGGCUUUGGACGCCCUGGAUGCAAUUGAAGUUUUUGGGCAUUCUGAGAGGUUGAAUAUUCACCGUGCACGUAUCCCAUUGGAUAUCUUGAAGAAGUUGACUGCCUUUUUGCUAGUGAUUGCUCCGCUGGAGCCUAACCAAUCCAUAGCAGAGUUUGCUGACAGGCUUACACCUGAGGCUCUCGUGGGAGUGCGUGGCGCUGCAGAGUGCAUUCUUAGAGGGUUCAGGUGCGAAGAUGAGAAAGGGAUGCUAUAUAGAGACUUUAAGCUGAGUAUCAAGAGAGCAUUGGUUUGCUUCCUUAUCCCAGCUACGCCGGGUUGCAGGAUCUGACCCGCGUAGCCAUAUAUGUUCACCCCCUUGAAGCCCCUCUUCGAACACCUCCUCUUUAGCAAAAAAGUCGACAUGUCCAUAGCUACCCCCUCAAACAACCCGGAGCCGUCAAUGCCACUGCUCCCAAUUGAAGGCCAAAUAAUGGACCUCAACCUCCUCAGCCAGCUCUCCUUCUUCAUCCCGGGCACCCACCUCUGGCGCCGACUCCGGCCCCUAUACGUGGGCUCAGAGGCAGGUUUCAGCAUGGGCUCCUUCGAGACAAAAGUGCUGAAAUGGUCUGCUCCAACCAUCCUCCUUGUCUCGGGCACACGCCUCCCCUUCCCCGCGGAGACCCACGCGCAGCGGGCCUUCCUGGACCGCAUACCGUCAAAGAAGUACUCCCAAUCUUCGGGCAACCAGUGCACUGGAAGACUGGUCUUCGGCGUGUUCCUGAACGUCCCCUGGAAGCUUUCGCAUAAGGGUUUGGCACAACAGAAUCCUAGGUUCUCCCGUGUCAUGCCACCGUCGCUGACGAGAAGACAGAUUACUUCGGCGACGCUGAGUCCAUGCUCUUCCAGCUGGAGCCUAUGCACGAGGUGUUCCGCGCGUCGAGGUCUUCCACGGAGUACGCUUACUUUAAUAAAGAUGAUGGCGUAGGUUUCGGCUCGCCAAUACAGAAGCUUAAAAACCACUAUCACCACCGUGGUCAGAGCUACCUCAAUCUUGGCUCUGUGUCGUUAACAUUCGACCACUCACUCGAGUAUGGUGUUUUUCAGAACACCGGGGACGGCGGCACCUACCAUAGUGGCAGAGAAGCAGAUUACUACUCCCGGGACGUUUUCGAAAUAGAGGAGAUAGAGGUGUGGGGCUGUGGCGGGAACAGUGAGGCCGAGGCG